Messenger RNA from Penicilliopsis zonata CBS 506.65, 5394 nucleotides. RefSeq lists its product as hypothetical. Lineage: Eukaryota; Fungi; Ascomycota; Eurotiomycetes; Eurotiales; Aspergillaceae. The record is from RefSeq and is a predicted model, not a curated record. Gene Ontology annotation, molecular function: cytoskeletal motor activity; chitin synthase activity; ATP binding. Gene Ontology annotation, cellular component: cell septum; myosin complex; cell periphery. The transcript is spliced from 4 exons. The coding region runs from base 1 to 5394 and encodes 1797 amino acids.
AUGUCGAAUCGCUACUCCGUCUACUCGACCAUGUCGGGCGCUGCCCCCCAACAGGCCUCGCAGGUCUCAACAACCAGUCUCCUCAACGCGCUGCACUCCUUCUACGCCUCCGGUCAGCCCUGCCAGCUGGACGCGAGCACCAGUCUCGUCGUCAACACCUGGGCCACCGCCGUUCACGGCACCCCGGACGGAAUCAAUGGCGGUACCAUCGACCGGGACUUGGCCCUGAGGGCCUGGGAGCACGCUCGCAGGAGAGCAGAAGAUGGCUGUAUUGUUCUAUGUUCAACCCAUCAGUCAACCCCCUCGCUACUCGCUCCCUUCCUCGCCGCCCUGCCCUUGUCCACCCCCGGCGUCGCUUUCACCGCGCUGGCGGCCCUCCGCCCCUUUCUCACCGCGGUUACCGCGUUUAAUCCCUCCUACUCGCUCCAUUCUGCUCUGGCGGCUUCCUAUACCUUCACCUUGAAGGGCUCCCUGACCGCCCUCUCGCUCGCCCUCUCCACCUCCGGAAUCAACACCCGCAAGGGCUUCCUGGAUAUUCCCGCUGAACCGGGCUAUCGUGCCUUUGAUGUCUUCUACUACCUGCUGACCUCCGCCUCCACCCCGGCCGAGCGCGAGUUCUUGGGCCUCCACGACCUCACCGCCUACUCCUUGCUCAGCAAGUCCGGCACCUUUGACCCCCCGGCCUACCUCCCCACCACCGAUGAUGCCGCCGCCGCCGAGGACUUCCGCUCCGCCCUCAAGGCCAUCGGCAUCAAGGGAGCCGCCCAGAGAGGUCUCCUGUCCGUUCUCGCCGGUCUGCUCAAGCUGGGCAAUGCCGUCGGCUUCCUCGUCGACCAAGAGGUCCUGGAGCAGGUCUGUGAGGACGUGGGCGACCUCUUGGCCCUCGAUCCCGACGUCCUUUUGCAUAAAUGCACCACCGAUGACCGUGAGGCCCUGAUCUCCGGCAUCUAUGAGGCCCUGGUCGAUUGGGUCAUCUCCAAGGCGAACGAAGCCAUCGCCGCAGAGAUCCAGAACCGGCCAGACAGCGACUCGGCCAGCGGUGUCGGUGCUGCUGCUGGUGCUGCUGGUGGUUCGGCGGCCCUGGGACACGACGACAGUGUCAGUAUCACCGUCGUCGACAUCCCCCGGCCGGCGCUCGGCAAGGCGGUAGCCCUCCGCGGGAUUUUCGAUGAUUCCCUUGGCAUCAACGCCGAGAUGAAGGACGAUGGGGUCGAUAUCCCGGCCGUCGGCCACUCCGUCUUGAACGAAAUGACUACCGCCGUGUCUCAGGUGGAAGCCGACCUGGGCAUCAUGACCGGUCCCGCCGGUCACGAGCGGGAGCAUGACCUCGAGACCCGACAGGCCGCCCUGGAGAAGGUCGGCGUCGAGCUCGAGUCCGACGCCUUCCUCCAUCAGGUGCUCUACCCGGUUGAAACUUCAACCCAGCCCCCCCAGGGUAUCGCGGUUGGCCCCCGCGGCCGUCGGUUCGAUCUGACCACCACGCUGGAGAGCAGCCGCGUGUGGUACCACAUUUCCAUCCAUCCGACCGACGACAACCCCGCCACGCUGGCCACCUCGUCCUCGACCUCCUCCUCCUGGUCUGCCGGUGUGGUCUCCCGCCAGCUGCGGGACUGGCGGUUGCCCGAAUGGGCCAACCGCCGCCUGAAGCGACUCGAUUUCACCGCCGACUUCGAUGUCGAAGAGUUUGUCGGUCGCUACGCCCGUCUCGGCUGCGCCGACGGCAAGGAUGGCGUCGAGAGCUGGCUCCUGGAACGGGGCUGGAGCAACGGCGAAGCCGUGGUCGGCCACCAGCGCAUCUGGAUGCGGGAGAACGCCUGGUGGGAGGCCGAGACGAUGCUCGACAUGAAACCCGACGAAUCCCCCGCCAACCCGUUCCUGGGCGGGCCGGGAAACAGUGGCUUUUUCCACGAUCCGGGCCUGUCGGCCAGCCAGGCGAACCUCAUGGCCGAGUCCGCCAGUCUGCUCGGCGGGGCCCGAGAAGGCAACCUUCUCCCCGCCUCGCGACGCCAAAGCAUGCUGGCGCCCAGCGUGAUGGGCGGCGCCGCGAAGUCCGUGGCUCCAAGUCAGAUCAACACCGUCGGAGACUACGGCUUGGGUCCCAAGGGUGACUACCGCAAGGGCGACUUCGCCCUCUACGAUGGCGACAUGUCCAAGUUCACCGGGGAGCUGGACCCGGAGUUUGGGGACCCCAAGCACAUCGAAAAGAAGACCAUCCCGGCCGGUCGACGCGUGUGGGCGGGCUUCGUGUGGGCCAUCACCUUCUGGAUCCCCUCCCCCUUCCUCCGCUACAUCGGCCGCAUGAAACGGCCCGACGUGCGCAUGGCGUGGCGCGAAAAGCUGGUGCUCAUGUGUCUCAUCCUCCUGUUCAAUGCCACCGUCCUCUUCUACAUCAUCGCCUUUGGCAACCUGCUCUGCCCCAACAAGGCCCACGUGUGGAACAAGAAGCAGGUCAGCUACCACGACCUCGACGAUGACUUCUACGUCAGCAUCCACGGCAAGGUCUACGACAUCACCAAGUUCUGGCGCCUGGACCACAGCGACAACGGCGUGUCCACCACCACGACCAACAUGAAGCCCUUUGCCGGCGAGGUCCUCGACGCCUAUUUCCCCCCUCCGCUGACCCGCACGUGCGCCGCGUUCGUGACCAGCGAGGACAUCAACCUCGAGAACAACAACACCGACGCCGUCCUCUACUCCGACGCCCUGCACUCCUGCGGGCCCAUCGAGCAGCCGAGCACGACCACGGCCCUGCACAACAUCACCUGGUACGAGCAGAUCUACAUCCCCAAGAUCACCCAGUAUUACAAGGGCUACCUGGUGUGGUCCAAAGACACCAUCACCAAGCAGGCCAACGAUUACUCGCGCUACUGGGCCAUCCUCAACGACAACAUCUACGACCUCACCAACUACUUCUACACGGUGGAUCUGAUGGACGACGAGUCGGACUACGAGUUCCUCCCGACCGCGGUGUCCGACCUCUUCAAGAACUACCCGGGCACCGACAUCACCUCCAAGUGGCAGGACACGGUCAAGUUCGAGAACGCCCUGAAUUGCCUGCAGAACGUCUUCUUCGUCGGGCGCGUCGACUUCCGGGACUCGCCCCGCUGCUCGGUCAACAACUGGAUCCUGCUCACCUUCACCAUCCUCAUCUGCGCCGUCGUGCUCAUCAAGUUCCUGGCGGCCCUGCAGCUGGGCUCCAAGCGACGCCCCUCCCCGCAGGACAAGUUCGUCAUCUGCAUGGUCCCCGCGUAUACUGAGGGUGAGGACGCGCUGCGCCAGGGGCUCGAUUCCCUCACCGCGCUCGAGUACGACAACAAACGCAAGCUCAUCUGCGUCAUCUGCGACGGCAUGAUCGUCGGCGGCGGCAACGACCGCCCCACGCCCAAGAUCGUCCUCGACAUCCUCGGCGUCGACCCCAAGAUGGACCCGCCCGCGCUGCCCUUCCGAUCCAUCGGCCAGGGCAGCGAGCAGCUCAACUACGGCAAAGUCUACUCGGGUCUGUACGAGUACCAGGGCAACGUGGUCCCCUACCUGGUCAUCGUGAAAGUGGGCAAGGAAUCCGAGCAGAACAAGUCCAAGCCGGGCAACCGGGGCAAACGUGACUCGCAGAUCCUCCUGCUCCAGUUCCUCAAUCGCGUGCAUCACCGCUCGCCCAUGUCGCCGCUCGAGCUCGAGAUCUUCCACCAGGUCAACAACGUCAUCGGCGUGGACCCGGAACUCUACGAGUACUGUCUCAUGGUCGAUGCCGACACCUCCGUCAAGGAAGACGCCCUGAACCGUCUGGUGGCCGCCUGCGCCAACGACGCCAAGAUCGCCGGCAUCUGCGGCGAGACCAGCCUGCAGAACGAAGAGGGCAGCUGGUGGACCAUGAUUCAGGUCUACGAGUAUUAUAUCUCUCACCAUCUCGUCAAAGCUUUCGAAUCCCUCUUUGGCAGUGUCACCUGUCUUCCUGGAUGUUUCUGCAUGUAUCGUUUACGAACAGCCGACAAAGGUCGGCCGUUGAUUAUUUCCGACAAGAUCAUCGAGGCGUAUGCGGACAACGAUGUAGACACACUGCAUAAGAAGAACCUGUUAUCGCUCGGCGAGGAUCGAUACCUGACAACGCUGAUGACCAAGAACUUCCCCGCCAUGUCGUACAAGUUCAUUCCCGAUGCGUACGCGAGCACGGCAGCGCCAGACACCUGGAAUGUGCUUCUCUCACAGCGACGACGAUGGAUCAACUCGACCGUGCAUAACCUGGUGGAGUUGGCAUUCCUGCAAGACAUGUGCGGCUUCUGCUGCUUCAGCAUGCGGUUUGUGGUGCUGGUCGAUCUGAUGGGCACCAUCAUCCUGCCCGCCACCUGCGUAUACCUGGGAUACCUGAUCUACAUGGUGGCCACGGACCAGGGCACCACGGUGAUUAUCUCCGUGGCGAUCCUGGCAGGUGUGUACGGUCUGCAGGCGGUCAUCUUCAUCAUCAAGCGGCAGUGGCAGCAUGUCGGCUGGAUGAUCAUCUACAUCCUGGCCUUCCCCAUCUACAACUUCGUCCUGCCCCUGUACGCCUUUUGGCGGCAGGACGACUUCACCUGGGGCAGCACCCGCGUUGUCAUCGGCGAGAAGGGCGACAAGCGCGUCAUCGCCGUCGAGGACGAAGGGUUCGACCCGCGCAGCAUUCCACUGCAGCGCUGGGACGACUAUGCCUAUGCCAACAACCUUCCGGGCCGCCGUGGCGGCGACACGGCGGCGUACGGGACCAGCCAGGAGAAACUGUACGCGACGGGCUACGUCGACGAGGUCGCCGUGGAGAUGGAUGAUCUGCACUCCAACUACUCCUCGGUGCGGCCCGCGUCGACCAUUCUCACGGGAUUCCCCGGCGGCCACCAAGGCCGCCACAGCAGCCCCUACAUCCCGCCGCAGUCCCCGGCUCCCUUUGGCGGUAGCGGAGCGGGCCUGCACACGCCGGGCAACCGCAACUCGCACAUGUCCAGUCUGACGCGGUACACGGACUUCCCUGGCGGCGGUGGCAGCGGCAGCGGUGGGCAGUCCCGGCACAUGUCCAUGGGCAACCUGAGCGGGUACCAGGACAACCCGCUGGCGAGCAGCCGGCACAGCGUGGGACUCAUGCAGAGCACGGACAACCUGCUGGGCAGUGGGCUGCGGCAGUCGUCGCGCAGUCCGCGCGGGUCGCAGCAGCCGUACUCGCGGCCGGCCAGCACGGCGUUUGAUUUCCGCGGCGGAGCGGACGAGAUGGCCAUCACGGAGGCGAUCCGAGGGUGUUUGGCCGAGGUGGAUCUGGACACGGUAACCAAGAAGCAGGUUCGCGCCCUCGUGGAACAGCGCCUGCAGACGACUCUCACGGGGGAGAAGAGGGUCUUCCUGGACCGGCAGAUUGACACGGAGCUGGCCAAUAUGUAA